AUGCUUUCCUGGAAUAGUAGUGAUGUUACAGGGCCCAUAUUUAUCCUGAAGGGUUUCCCUGGACUGGAGUAUGUCCAUACUUGGCUCUCAGUGCCUUUCUGCCUUGCUUAUUUGGUAGCCUUCAUUGGUAAUGUAACCAUUCUCUCUGUUAUUUGGAUAGAGUCCUCACUCCAUCAGCCCAUGUACUACUUCCUGUCCAUCUUGGCACUGACUGACCUAGGUAUGUCCAUGUCCACACUUCCAACAAUGCUGACUGUGCUGUGGUUGGAUAUCCGAGAGAUACAGGCGAGUGCUUGCUACGCUCAGUUGUUCUUCAUCCAUACAUUCACAUUUCUGGAGUCCUCAGUGCUUCUGGCUAUGGCCUUUGACCGUUUCAUAGCAAUCUGUCGUCCACUGCACUAUUCUACCAUCCUCACCAACAGUGUGAUUGGCAAAAUUGGUAUGGCCUGCUUGCUUCGAAGCAUGGGGGUUGUUCUGCCUACACCUUUGCUACUGAGACAGUAUCACUAUUGCCACAUCAAUGCCCUCUCCCAUGCCUUCUGCUUACACCAAGAUGUUCUGAGGCUAUCCUGCUCUGAUGCCAGGAUCAACAGUGUCUAUGGACUAUGUGUAGUUAUUGCUACACUAGGUGUGGAUUCAGUCUUCAUACUUAUUUCUUAUGUUCUUAUUCUGAACGCCGUGCUGAGUAUCGCAUCCCGUGAAGAGCGACUAAAAGCUCUGAACACCUGUGUUUCCCAUGUCUGUGUGGUGCUCAUCUUCUUUGUACCAGUAAUUGGGGUGUCAAUGGUCCAUCGCUUCGGGAAACAUCUCUCUCCCAUAGUCCACAUCCUCAUGGCUGACAUCUACCUGCUUCUCCCCCCAGUGCUUAACCCAGUUGUCUACAGUGUGAGGACAAAACAGAUCCGCCUAGGAAUUCUCCGCAAGUUUAGAUUAAGUAGAAGGUUUUAA
This is a messenger RNA of Rattus norvegicus (Norway rat), 948 nucleotides long. It is a transcript of the gene Or51l1, whose product is annotated as olfactory receptor family 51 subfamily L member 1. The transcript has a single exon. Bases 1 to 948 code for a protein of 315 amino acids. The record is from RefSeq and is marked reviewed. Gene Ontology annotation, biological process: detection of chemical stimulus involved in sensory perception of smell; G protein-coupled receptor signaling pathway; cellular response to lipid. Gene Ontology annotation, cellular component: plasma membrane; membrane. Gene Ontology annotation, molecular function: signaling receptor activity; G protein-coupled receptor activity; olfactory receptor activity. Lineage: Eukaryota; Metazoa; Chordata; Mammalia; Rodentia; Muridae.